AUGUCGAAACUCCUUCAAAUGGUCGGCGAAUCGUUUGGCUUGGAGAAAUCACCGAAUUUUCAUUUGAGUCGUGAAAGCGAGAAGAAUCUGAAUGAAGCGAUUAGAAGAGAAUCGAUCACAUAUAUGCAGAAAAACGAGAGAAAGACUCAAGACAGCAACGAUUCUCUCCACCGCCUCAAUAUCUACGUCACUCCUGCAUCCACAAUUGAAUCCUCAAUCGAAGCCUCAUCUUGCCCAGAUCGUCGUCAAUCCCAUUGUGGCGUCAUCGAGAACACGCAAUUCGAUGCUCAACGAAAAAGCUCUUUG
Mesorhabditis belari is the source of this 306-nucleotide messenger RNA. NCBI's taxonomy places the organism in Eukaryota, Metazoa, Nematoda, Chromadorea, Rhabditida, Rhabditidae. The record is from the annotation of a GenBank genome assembly.